AUGAAGUCUCCUUUAUUCGAGCGGCUCGAGUUCCUCGACGACUCGGUUCUUGGUCUCGCCUUCACGAACCACAUCCACAUCGAGUAUCCUAACCUCAACCUGAAGGAGCUGCGUGAGUUGCGAGCCGUAAAUGUAUGUAACGAGAAGUUGGCUCGUGUCGCCGUCAACCACGGCCUCUACCAAUUCAUACUCGGUGGUGAUCCUUCUCCUUCGUCAGAUGUAAAAGUAAAAGAAUUCUCAGAGGAGGUGAGCAAAGAAGAUGAUCCAUUUUCUUAUGGUGGAUCCGUGAAAGCCCGGAAGAUCCUCUCUGACCUGGUGGAGUCCAUAGCUGGAGCUGUUUACGUUGAUGUGAAUUUCGAUAUACAAAGGCUCUGGGAGAUCUUCAGGUGUCUUUUGGAGCCAAUGUUCACGCUGGAGGAUUUGCGGCAGCAGCAAGAACCACUCACCAUGCUUUCUCAGUUGGGUGAUAAGCUCGGGAGGAGGAUCGACGUCAGAUGCUGCAAAGAUGGCGACAGUAGCAUUACCGCUGAGGUAUAUCUUGAUGAUACAUGUAUAGCUUCUGGGAGUGCUAAACAUGUAUGUGCUGCAAAGAUGUUGGUUGCUGAGGCAGCGUUACGGAAGUUGUCAGAAUCUGAACCCGUUGAAAAGGUUGAUUGUGUUGUCGUUGAAGCUGAGGAUACGAAAGGGAAGUCGUCUGAGAUUUGUUCCACUGAGAAGCUCCAGAUACAGACCGGAUCAUCUUCUUCUUUGCCCACGACCUCUGAGAAUCCUUUGGCCUAUGAACUGACACCAACGAAAAUGGUUAUUGAUGAAGAUUGUGUGCAUGUUGAAGUUGAACCUGGAGAUGUGAAAGGGAAGAUGUUUGAGAUUCGCUCCACUGAGAAGCUCCCAUUAUCUGAGAACACCUCAGACUAUGAAAUGGCAAAAAACAAAGAGGUUGUUGAUAAGGAUAGUCUGAAAGUUAAUCAUGAAGACGGCAAAGGGAAGUUGUCUGAGGCUUGCUCUACUACUAGAAAACUCCAAAUACAGACUCGACCAUCUUCUUCUUUGUGCACACACCGAAUACAGACUCGAUCAUCUUCUUAUAUGUGCACCUCCUGUGAGAACCUUUUAACCUAUGAAAUGACACAAAAUCAAAUGGGUAUUGAUGAGGAUAGUCUAGAGAUUGAACCUGAAGAUGCGAAAAGUAGGUUGAUUGUGAUUUGCGGCAACCAAAAGUGGCCGAUGCCGAUUUACAGUUUUGAGGAAGUAAGAGGAACACCCCACACGAGAUUUGUUUGUUCAGUUAAGAUUGAGAUCCCAACUAUUGAAGCUACGUUUCAAAUGAAGGGAGACGAGAAAGCAAGGAAAAAGGAAGCAGAAAACUCCUCAUCUUACCACAUGUUAAGAGCCUUGAAAUCUCCUCUACUGAGUCUUGUCAUAAGGAAUCUGGAAAUGCAAGAGAGUUUAGAGAAGAACCUGCAAACGCCGGAAAGUUCAGUGGAGAAGAAGAAGAAUCUGCAGACGCCGAAAAGUUCAGAGGAAAAGAAGAACAACAAGAGAAAGCGAGGAAAAAUGAUCUAG
Messenger RNA from Thlaspi arvense, 1563 nucleotides. The record is from the annotation of a GenBank genome assembly. Lineage: Eukaryota; Viridiplantae; Streptophyta; Magnoliopsida; Brassicales; Brassicaceae.